CGUGCCAUUGCAAUUGCCGGUAGAUAAAAUAAUCUACAUGUUUUGACAUUAACAAUUUAGAUAAGUCAUGUUCAAGCAAUUAGUGAAGAAAUUGAAAAAGAAGCUGUAAAUAUUUAUUUUUUACAUGCAAAAUCUUUUUGAUAAAUUUAACUCAGCCUCUUUAAAGAGCAAAUUUGUACUGUUAAAAAAUGACAUUCUUUUAAAAUAAAUCCGAAAAACAACCAAGGAUUAAAAAGUUCUGAAUUUCUUGAUUUUGAUCUCAAACACUAUACUACAAAUUGCUUUCUUCUUGUUAUUACAUAAUUAUUCAUUAAUCUACACAAUUCGACUAUCUCGAGUUAAUUUUUGUCCAAUUAAUUUCGACAAUCGAGAUUGUACUGUGCUGUCGAGAAUAGCAUAUCGAAACCGUGCGAAUGCGCACAAUUGAACCCUCGCCACAGGGUGUGCGCGCGCACAACACUACCCCAUCGAGUUCUACACCCCCGACGAAAAUGUGCUUAUCGAUCUGACAUAACUGCACCAGGCGGCAAUAGCCAAGCGGCUGACGUGAAAUGGAAAGACGAGACGCACGUGCAAAGAUGAGAUAAAUGCAGCGUAUGCAAUUACGGAGUGCAACGAAAUCUCGAUCGAAGUCCGUGUAAUUGAUAGCAGAUAAGUCGUAUCCCACCGUCGUUCGGACACGCACGUCGCGAAAGGCCAGAUGAAAGACAUCUCGGAGAAAGCCCGUCUGACGAUGGAAGAAAGGAAUAUCGAUCUGGAAGCCAUUCGAUUCCGCGAUCAAGAUCGCGUGCGUAGAAGACUCUUCAACGACGAUGACAACGAAGUUGAACAAAAUAACAUUACUAAUCAUCUUUCGUCAGAGGAAGAAAUUCAAAGAGAAAGAGAAAAAAGCAAAGAAAGAUGGAAUUUUGACUUUGAAAAGGGAGAACCGCUAACUGGUCGUUACGAAUGGGAAAAAGUGAGCGAAGAUGGAACAGAAUCUUCUAUCCAGUCAAAUAAUCAGAUACAGAAUCCACAGGGAGAAAAUGCGGAGGAAGCACAAAACGGUACAGAAGAAACUAAUGAAGCCAGAGUAGCAAAUUGAUAGUCGAACGUGUGUGAAGAUAAGAUAAUCAAAUAAGCGAUUGAUAUUAUCUGUAGCAAGAUUAAUAAUGACAAAGAUUUUUCCUCGUACAAAAAAAAAUGCAAAAAUUUUUUAUCGUAAAAUUGACGACACGUAUUCUAAUGAUAAAAAUUAUCAAGAUAAUGUUUUAAAAAAUUUUGGUCCAAUUUUUAUACUAUUACUGAGAACGAUGACUCCAAAAUUCUAUGAGCAAUUUGUGAUAAAUACGGUUUCAACAUUGGCAAUUUAGUGUUUAAAGUUUAUUAUUAAAAUAAUAAAGUAAUUAUUUAAAGUAAAGUAUUGUUUAAACAAUAAAUUUA
This is a messenger RNA of Linepithema humile (Argentine ant), 1422 nucleotides long. RefSeq lists its product as uncharacterized. Gene Ontology annotation, cellular component: nucleus. Gene Ontology annotation, molecular function: cyclin-dependent protein serine/threonine kinase inhibitor activity. Gene Ontology annotation, biological process: regulation of cell cycle. The record is from RefSeq and is a predicted model, not a curated record. NCBI's taxonomy places the organism in Eukaryota, Metazoa, Arthropoda, Insecta, Hymenoptera, Formicidae.